AUGUCUGGAAAUAAAUUUUUACAUAAAGAAUGGGUAAAUAGAACUUCUAUUCCCGCAGCAAGAAGAUUCAUUGAGGGUCAUCAUUGUACAGAAUGUGGAUUAAAUGAUGUUAACUAUGGAGGUAGAUGGAAAGAUCAUAGAAAAGCAUUGAUUCAUGGUUCGAGAAAAGAAAAGAAGAUCGAUGCUUUCAGUUCAAAUUACAAACCACCCAUCUACAACAAUGAUAUGUAUGAUCAACCGUAUAUCAUGAAGAAGGGUUACCAUUGUCGUAAGUUCCUCCUGAGAAACGACCAGAUCACCGAGUACUUGGAUCCAAUCUUGUUUGAAAAACCAUACUACAUUGACAGAAUCAAUCAAAACGGUGACAUCCAUGCCUACUACUUGUCGGACGGUAGCAAACUCAUGGGUAUUGAGAUGGCCAAGAAGUUUGAGAAAUCAGACAUUGACUACUCGUAUGACGAAGAAAAGCAAUGGGUUGACUACAGAUCGAAUGACGAGGCCCAUCUCAAGAAGAAGCAGGAAUGGGCUACCAAGAGAGCUCUUGAGAAAGAACAUGAGAAGUCCGCUCUCCAGAACAAGAUUAGAAGAGAUGAGGCAUUGGAGGCAAAGAGUGAACUUGACAGCAACGUCGCAAAGAGAGAAACAAUGAGUCUCAAGAAAUCGGGUCAAAGCCAACAGGCCGAGAAGAUAUUUGUCGGAGAGAGUCAGUCCACCGUUCAAAGAACUUCCACUGGUACACCAAUAUCCAGCAGUUCAUACUCCAAGAGCACCUACUAUGGUGCACCAGAGGCAUCCAACAACCAACAGUGGAUCACUACCGCCACAGAGGGUAUGAUGACACCAAAAUUUGAACGUGGAAGCACUCUUCAAGCCAAUGUUACACCAAUGAUUGUUCGUGACAAUAUUGUUUAUCAACCAGUUGGUGUUGUCAAUGAUAAAUCUGUCAAAAUGAAAAUAAGUUCAAUUGUACCAUCCGAUAAAUUAUUAUUGGUUACAACACCAUUUGUUAUUACAACUGCUCUUGCUACCUAUUUCUAUUCAAAAGAGAAAUUGGAAAAAGAAAGACAAGCAAAAUUACAUGAACAAAAGAAAUGCGAGGAACAAAGACUUGGUAGAACUAGAGCUGAGAGAGAAUUACGUCGUACUCUAAAUGAUAUCAAAGAGGACAGAGAUAACAAGUCAGAGAGACCACCCGAUUACCCACCAAUUGGAUUCCUCGAGUGUUGUUUCCGUGAGAGAAAUGGAACACCAAGACAAGGUUGCUUCGUAACCAAGGGACGUGCUAUUCUCCGUUUGCGUACCAAUAUCAAUCCUGCGCAUGCUCUUGAGGGUCUCGAUCAAUACUCUCAUUGUUGGUUGAUCUUUGUCUUCCACGAGAAUACCAACACUCUGAGAGGUGUCCGUCAAGAUAGACCUGGUAGCAACGUCAAGGCAAAAGUCAAGCCACCCAAGUUGGACGGUGUCAAAGUCGGUUUGUUCUCAACAAGAACACCUCAUAGACCAAAUGCAAUUGGCUUAUCAACCGCCAAGAUCGACAAGAUCGUUGGAAACGAGUUGCAUCUCAGUUGUAUCGAUUUGAUCGACGGAACACCCAUUCUCGAUGUUAAACCCUAUAUCAAACACUACGAUAGUUUACCAGAUGCUGUCAACCCAGCUUGGACAUUGACACCUACCGUCCCACCAUUGAAAGACGUCAUUGUAUUGCCAGAGGCAUGCGAGCAACUCAAAGUAUUGGUGAACCGAAAAGUACUAAAGUUCUAUGAUAAUUUCGAUGAUAUACAUUUGGCAAUCAAACAAGUUUUAGUUGAAGACAUUCGUUCAAUUAGAAAGAGAAAGAGUGAUAGAAUACACGAUUCCAAAGAGGAUGAGGCAGCCAACGACUUUGAAGAGGAAGAUAAAGGACCAGAGAAACAUAGAUUCUGUAUCGACACACUCAACGUUAAAUUCACCGUAGAAGAUCAAAUUGCAACCGUCUUUGAAAUAGAAUUAGAUGUAGUAUUGAAAGAAAAAGAAAAGAACAUCUAUCUUCCAUCUUCCAUUUAUGUUUCCAAUGGAGAACAACAAAAAAUCACUUCUCAGCAAGAUAACAAAAAUAAUGAUAAUAAUAAUGAUAAUAAUUAA
Molecule: messenger RNA, 2121 nt
Organism: Heterostelium album PN500
Lineage: Eukaryota; Evosea; Eumycetozoa; Acytosteliales; Acytosteliaceae
Product: SAM-dependent methyltransferase
Exons: 4
Coding region: 1-2121 (706 amino acids)
Source: RefSeq, a predicted model, not a curated record